Molecule: messenger RNA, 3228 nt
Organism: Bicyclus anynana (squinting bush brown)
Lineage: Eukaryota; Metazoa; Arthropoda; Insecta; Lepidoptera; Nymphalidae
Gene: lovit
Product: membrane-associated transporter protein
Exons: 9
Coding region: 192-2450 (752 amino acids)
Biological process (GO): transmembrane transport
Cellular component (GO): membrane
Molecular function (GO): sucrose:proton symporter activity
Source: RefSeq, a predicted model, not a curated record
GCCUGCACGCCUCAGUCCCUUCCGCUUUCCAACUCGCGACAGACCAACUGUCAACCUAACAACUUCUCUCGUUAAAACUACAAUGUACAUAAAAAUAACCUACAGAAACUUACAAAAAAUCCAGUGAGAAAAAAACGAUGAAUAAUAAAAACCAAAUAUUGUUGUGAGAGUUUUUUGUUAAUUUGGUAAUAAUGGCUGAUAAAUUGAAUGAGUAUCAAGGAGUUACUGGGAGGUUGCAUACUACUAGAGAUAAGUGCAAGGAGCGAUGGUCGCAGUGGAAGGAAGAGCAUCCUCACGGGGUGAAAGAGGCUGUGAGAGAGGCUCUGUUCGCUAUACCUACGUCCGAUGAGCCUCCUGAUCGUGUGAUUCAUGAGGGUGAAUACAGUGAUCUGUACCGGAGAAAAAGUAGACUCGAACUAAUGCGAAUAUCAGCGGCAGUUAUGGGAAUAGAAUUUUCAUAUGCUGGCGAGACGGCGUUUGUUUCACCAACCCUGCUGCAAAUCGGGGUUCCUCAUCAACAAAUGACCCUGGUAUGGGCACUAUCGCCCCUCAUAGGGUUCUUUAUGACCCCAUUGCUGGGGUCUAUAAGUGAUCGCUGCCAAUCCAAAUAUGGGAGACGACGACCGUUUAUUGUUCUUAUGUCUAUUGGAGUAUUUUUGGGUUUAAUAUUAGUUCCCAAUGGCGAAGACAUAGGUUACGCUCUGGGUGAUGAAGGGCCUGUGAAUAGAACGGUGGUCCCAUCAGCGUUAGGCCCUCGUAGUUCCGCUUUGGAAGUUCAGAGCAACAACCACCAUCCUUGGGGAGUGUUGUUUACAAUACUCGGGACAGUUCUGUUGGAUUUCGAUGCAGACGCCUGCCAAAGUCCAGCUAGAGCUUAUUUGCUGGAUGUGACAGUUCCAGAGGACCAUGCUAAAGGUCUGAGCACGUUUACCGUGAUGGCUGGUCUGGGAGGAUUUAUGGGUUAUUCACUUGGAGGUAUAAACUGGGAUGAAACUUCGUUAGGUGCGUUAUUCGGUGGUCACGUAAGGGCAGUAUUUUUUCUUAUCACCAUCAUUUUUAUUAUAUGCGUCUCAGCAACUAUCACGAGUUUUAAAGAGAUUCCACUGAAUGAGGUCAAGGACAGUGAUGAUUACAACAAAUUGAAUGAUAAGGAUCAAUUCGAAGAUAACUUCAACCAGGAAGAGAACAUAGAGAAGAAUGGACUGAAGAAAGACAAUAUAUCAUAUGGUUCAUUGAAUCAACCGGAGAUAACAGUUGAGAGUGAUAUCAAUGGAACCAAUACAAUAACACUGAAGGUGCCAGAAGGUCACGGGGAGCCCCUAUCCCUCAACCAUUACCUCAAGUCCAUCGUGAUGAUGCCGAAGUCCCUGCGUGUCGUCUGCCUCACCAACCUCUUCUGCUGGAUGGCACACGUCUGCUACUCAUUAUACUUCACCGAUUUUGUUGGUGAAUCAGUUUUUGAAGGCAAUCCUGCUGCGCCGGUGGGAAGUGAAAGUCGUAUAAAUUAUGAAGCCGGAGUCCGUUUCGGAUGCUGGGGGAUGGCGAUGUACUCGCUAUCUUGUGCUUGCUACUCUACUGUUAUUGAAAAACUUAUCAAAAAACUUGGAGCAAAGCGAGUAUACGUGGGCGGCCUGUGCACGUAUAGCUGCGGCAUGAUGAUGCUGUGUCUCCUGCGGGCGCGCGCUGCCGUCAUCCUCUUCAGCUGGACAGCUGGAGUGAUGUACUCCACGCUCUUCACCAUGCCGUAUCUGCUGGUCGCGCACUACCACGCUACUGGGAUGGUACGAUCUUCAAUCUUUAGGCAUAUGAUGCUGUGUCUCCUGCGGGCGCGCGCUGCCGUCAUCCUCUUCAGCUGGACAGCUGGAGUGAUGUACUCCACGCUCUUCACCAUGCCGUAUCUGCUGGUCGCGCACUACCACGCUACUGGGAUGGUACGAUCUUCAAUCUUUAGGCAUAUGAUGCUGUGUCUCCUGCGGGCGCGCGCUGCCGUCAUCCUCUUCAGCUGGACAGCUGGAGUGAUGUACUCCACGCUCUUCACCAUGCCGUAUCUGCUGGUCGCGCACUACCACGCUACUGGGAUGGUACGAUCUUCAAUCAUUAGGCAUAUGAUGCUGUGUCUCCUGCGGGCGCGCGCUGCCGUCAUCCUCUUCAGCUGGACAGCUGGAGUGAUGUACUCCACGCUCUUCACCAUGCCGUAUCUGCUGGUCGCGCACUACCACGCUACUGGGAUGUGGGACAGCGAAGGAGGCGGCAGUGAGCACGAACGCGGGAUAGGCACCGACGUGGCAGUGGUCAGCAGCUGUGUGUUCGUGGCGCAACUCCUCAUCUCGGUGAUCAUGGGCUUCGCGGUGAAGAUCACCGGCUCCACCGCAGCGGUAGUGGCUGUCGCCGCCACGCUGGCAGGCGCCGCUGCCUUCACCGCCACCAAGAUUACUUACCUCGAUCUGUAAAUAGCACUAAAGAGGCUAUUUAUCUAAAGAACUAUCAUAAUUAUCAGCAUAAUAAAGGGACAGUGGCGCUAACAUAUCACAUUUUUUUUUCGUGUUGAGUAAGUGCCAAUGGCUCCAUGUGGGACCAAUACGGCGACACCGAGGGGUUUUUUGUGAGCGCAGAAGCAUCGCCUGAUGAGACCCGAAGGCUGAAAGAAGAACAGAGGACGGAACGACUCUCUAAGCGUCUCAUGUGAGACUCGCACCUCGGCUUAGAGGGCCAUUUGGGAGCGAACAUACCACAUACGAGAUAAUCUCGUUAAGAGAAAUAAACAAAAUGCAACAAAUGGUGGUGCAACCGGAAAUAACGCUGUUUAAUUGUGUUGGUUGAAAAGAGAUAGAACUGGGACAGCUCCGCCGGCAUUGUAAAAAUAUUGUAAGCCACUUCACAUAAUUGGCCAUUGUAGUGCUAAAAUUGCUAUAUACCUGCAGUGGUUUACAAUAUUUUUACUACGGCCACGCAUACAACCAUUAAUUUUUUUAUUUAUAAUAUAUUUACCUAGAGCAAGUAAUUAAAUCUAAAAUCUUUAACUGUAUAAAUAUUAAUUAAUCUUUGUGUACAUUAAUAGAUUUUAAUUAAAUUAAUUUUCUUAAAGUAGUGUGGUAAGCACAAGUUGAUAACAUAAAAUAUGCUAACGUGUAAAAUAAACUGUUUUUAAAUAUAAAUGGAUAGCUACAUUAUUAGCGAGUGACAAAGACCUCACGUAUUCCCACUUGUAUGGUUACGUGUUUGUAAAAA